Messenger RNA from Pocillopora verrucosa, 2277 nucleotides. NCBI's taxonomy places the organism in Eukaryota, Metazoa, Cnidaria, Anthozoa, Scleractinia, Pocilloporidae. The record is from RefSeq and is a predicted model, not a curated record.
UGUAAGCAUAUUUUCGCGGAAUCACUGAUAAGAAUAUAGAGAUUGUUCUAUUAAGCUACUAUAUAGAACAGAUUCCACAGCGUAGAUUGAUAAAUCUCUCCCAGUACCGCUGUUUAUUUGCUCCUGUUCUAAAGUCAGGUUCUUAAGAUAUCGUGAGAUGGAUCCUACAUCUUUUGGAAUGGUGAAAGGAGAGGUUCAACGCCUUCCUUUCAAAGACGAUAAAGUGAAAGCAAUUGCUUAUGCUCAAGGAUAUUUCUACGCAGAGCAAGUCGGAGAACUGAUGAGAGAGUUCGGUUUUGACGAUGAUCGCCUUAGAGGACUGCAAGCUUGUGUUGGGAAAAUGUUGCCAGCGACGUGUGCCAGCGUAACGUCGAUUCUGAGGGCUUUUUCCUUCGACAAAAACAAGAUUCAGGCGCUUGAGCUGGUCGUUGUACAAGUCACCGAUCCACUGAACUUUCUUGUUUUUAACGACGUAUUUUCCUUCAUGAAAGAUCGGCAGCGAGUCAGCGUUAUUAUGCAAAGGAGGGCAAGUAUGCCUCCUCCACAACCGCCUGCCUUUGUGAACCCCGCUGUAGCAGGCAAUCCUUAUCCAUACGGUAGACCUAAGCCGAGUGUGGAUCCCAACGACCCACUUUACAGAGCUGUUGACGGUGCAGUAAGUGGUGUUGCAUCUGUAGUUGACAGUGCUUGUGGUGCCUUGUUUGGUCGGCCUUCACGUCCUGGUGCUGUUGUUGUACAGCGGCCAGUUGCAUACCAAACAACAGCCACUACCUAUGUCACACCUCCAGGGCCAGGGGUGCAGAUUUUGAAUGUCCCACCAGGUGCGACAGUGACAACCAUUCCACAAGCAGCACCAGGGUACCAGCAUUACCCACAUGGUUCUUACCCCAUGGGACAGGCACCACCUCCAUAUCAUCCUGGAGGAUAUCCAACCCAACAAUGGAAGUGAAGACAGUAGUGACUUUGCUCUGAUUUUUCUUUAAAGUAAAGAUGUAUUCUUUGAAGAAAAAUUUCAUAUUUCUCUUGAAAACAACAAGUACUAAUGGACUGGUUGGCUAAUUUUCUAUGUACAAAACCUUUUUAUGUUAUUCACACUAGAUAGAAUCAAAGAAACAUUUUGCCCUUCCUAGUUAGAAAAGCAGUAAGUUAUUUCCUGUUCCAUCUUUGCACUAUAAGAAUGAUAUAUAACUUGAUUAGGCACUAUAUUGCUUUUACUUGACUUCUAUUAAAUAGCUCAGCAGACCCCAGCUUAUUCCAUAGCGACACUGUAGUCUAUAGACUAACGAUAUAUUGUAGUACAGGUUAUACAGUACAGCUGUAAAAUUAUACUUACUUGGAAUUUGGAGUAUAGGGACUAUAAAGAUUACCAUUUUUAAUUAUGGUAGAGUUCCACACAAUGAUAGAUUGUACUAUUAAGCUAGAACCACAACAGGGUCUCUGGUCAUUGUUGUUUCUAAGAGACAUCAUCAAUUUAAGUUUAAAAAUUUAGAUUACUUAAAGGUUUUUGUUGUCUUAGUUUAUUCUUUUGUAGGUGGGGGUAUGUUUGUUCCUAAUCAGUAUUUCUUUUUAACAUCUCUAUGGAAUGUUAUUAGGAUAUUUGCAGUUUAUGGCAACCUUUUUUUUUCUAGAAUCACAAAUCAAAUAUAUGUAUAACAAAAGGAUUCUUGUCUUGUCUUUUGAAGAGUAUAGGUAAAUAAAGAGGCAAAUAAGUGAAACAAUUUCAAGAGCAAGAAUCUUCUCUAUCAUUUGAUGCAUACCCUAAACUUUAAGCAAAUGAUUCCCUGCAAAUAAUUCCAAAACCCACUCUUCAGUAAUUGGAAGAUAAAAUAAUAACUGAACUCUGUUGCUGAAAAAUAUUUUGAGGUCAGUAACAAAUAUUCUUGUUCCUCAAUGGUAUCCUAAGAGUAUCAAUUAUCCAUUUGGGUUACAAAGAUUUUGCUUUGUCCCACUUUGAUGUUUUCAUGUAGCCUGAGGCACACAAUUCAACAAGUACAUGCGCAUCAAAAUUGGAGUUCACGUAAAAACCCGCCAAGAUUGUUCUAUUGGCUUGAGGAGGAAGCUGUGAGCAAACACAUAAAUUUGCCAUCCCUACCUUAGACUUCAUGUUGUUGCUUUCAUCCAACUCUCAUACAAUACAAAAUAAUUACUUGUCUAUAGUUUUUGAGGGUCAAAGAAAAAAGAAGAGCAAUAAAGGUGUGAGCAGGAAGGCCGCCAUGUAAAGUAAUCUUUAAUUACCAUCAAAUUGGUGCCCUUACUUAAGAAUCAAUGAAGGUGGUG